This is a messenger RNA of Onychomys torridus (southern grasshopper mouse), 2686 nucleotides long. RefSeq names its product matrix metallopeptidase 21 (gene Mmp21). Gene Ontology annotation, cellular component: extracellular matrix. Gene Ontology annotation, biological process: extracellular matrix organization; collagen catabolic process; proteolysis. The record is from RefSeq and is a predicted model, not a curated record. Gene Ontology annotation, molecular function: zinc ion binding; metalloendopeptidase activity. The coding region runs from base 239 to 1927 and encodes 562 amino acids. NCBI's taxonomy places the organism in Eukaryota, Metazoa, Chordata, Mammalia, Rodentia, Cricetidae. The transcript has 7 exons.
UCAACACAGGAGAGCAAUCCACAGACUGAAGGAAGAGGAGUUCUUACACCCAUGAGAAAAGUGGCCCUGGGGUCUUCAAAGGCAGCUCACCCGGGGCCUCAGAAGCAGCUUCCUAGCAGGCACACUUCAGAGCUGGGUGAAGAAUGAGUGCUUGCUUAUAAAAGGGUCCCGCCAUGUCCUGCUCCAUAGGAGGGGAGACGGGGACGCAGCAAGGUAGGACCAGAGUCCCAGUGGAGCCAUGCUUGCUGCCUCUGUCUUGCGUCUGACACUGCUGCUCUGCUGGCUGGUUGCACCCCAGCCCACCCAGCCUGAAAGGCUUUUCCACAGCCGGGACCGUUCGGACCUGGAGCCAUCUCCUCUGAGCCAGGCCAAGCCCAUUGCCGACCUCCGUGCUGCUCAGAGAUUCCUCUUGAAAUAUGGCUGGUCAGAGGAGCCUCGCCCAAAGGAGUCAGCAGGGGUCCCUGUGGGCUCCACCUUGGCUCAAGCCGUGCGUAGAUUCCAGAAAGCGAACAGAUUGCCAGCCAGUGGGGAACUAGACUCACCUACACUGGCAGCUAUGAACAGGCCACGCUGCGGCAUCCCUGACACAAAGCUGCCACCUCAGGCUGCCCUGCCAACCCCUUUAGGUCUCCGGCCCAGGGCCCGACAAAAGCGCUUCCUUCAAAUGCUGCUGCCCGAGCCAGGUGGGCAACAUGAAGGCACCUCAGACACUGGGCCCAGCAGGGCCUUCUCCAAGAAGACACUGACCUGGAGGCUGGUGGGGGAUGCCUACAGCAGCCAGCUCUCUGUGGAAGAGCAGAGGUAUAUCUUUAGACUGGCCUUCAGGAUGUGGAGUGAGGUGACGCCACUGGACUUCCGGGAGGACCUCACUGGCCCCAGCACCAUGGUGGAUAUAAAGCUGGGUUUUGGGAGAGGCCGGCACUUGGGUUGUCCGAGGGUGUUUGACGGGAGUGGACAGGAGUUUGCACAUGCCUGGCGUCUGGGUGAGAUCCACUUUGAUGAUGAUGAGCACUUCACCCCUCUCUCCAGUGACACGGGCAUCAGCCUUCUCAAAGUAGCUGUCCAUGAAAUUGGCCAUGUCCUUGGAUUGCCUCACACCUACAGGGCGGGAUCCAUAAUGCAACCAAACUACAUUCCCCAGGAGCCUGCGUUUGAGUUGGACUGGUCAGACAGGAAAGCAAUUCAAAGACUAUAUGGAUCAUGUGAGGGAUCAUUUGAUACAGUGUUUGACUGGAUUCGCAAAGAGAGGAACCAAUAUGGUGAGGUGAGGGUGAGGUUCAACACCUACUUCUUCCGAAGUAGCUGGUACUGGCUCUAUGAAAACCGUAACAACAGGACUCGCUAUGGGGACCCUCUCCAAAUUCUCACUGGCUGGCGUGGAAUCCCCAUGCAAAGCAUCGAUGCCUUCGUCCAUGUCUGGUCGUGGGGAAAAGAUGAACGAUACUUUUUUAAAGGAAAUCAAUACUGGAGAUAUGACAGCGAGAAUGACCAGGCACACACAGAAGAUGAACAAGGAAGGAGGUAUCCCAAAUUGAUUUCAGAAGGCUUCCCUGGUGUCCCCAGUCCCCUGGACACUGCCUUUUAUGAGCGGAGGCAGCAGUUAAUUUACUUCUUCAAGGAGUCUCUAGUAUUUGCUUUUGAUGUCAACCAAAACCAAGUACUUAAUUCUUAUCCAAAGAAGAUGAGCCACGUGUUUCCAGCAAUAAUGCCACAAAACCAUCCAUUCAGAAACAUCGACUCAGCUUACUACUCUUAUGCACACAGCUCUGUCUUCUUUUUCAAAGGCAACUCAUACUGGAAAGUAGUUAGCGACAAGGACAGACAACAGAAUGUUCAGCUUCCUCUGAAUGGCUUAUUUCCCAAAAAAUCCAUUUCAGAGAAGUGGUUGGAUGUUUGUGAUGUUCAUACCUCUACACUGAACAUGUAAUGAGAUCAGGACAAUUCAGACAGUGCUAGGACUUAGAAACAGCUCUAAGAGAAAGUCAGACUUCUUUGCAAAGAAAACCAACCAGAUUCUUCGUGGCUAAAGCAAAUAUGGCUUCCCAGGCUAAAACUGAAAAAGAAAGCAUUACUUGAACUUUAAAAAUAAAUUUAAGGAUCAGUUACUUGGGGAAAAAGUAUCUUUUAGAAACAUCAAAUAAUUUGCCCUAGGGAAUCCCCAUCUUUUCAAUUUCACAUGACCUCUGCCAUCCCAAUAGCACCACCAGUAGUCACAGCAUUGUGUGGUACAGAAAUGGCUUGCUUUCACAGCACUUAAACUGAGUACUGGUCUAGGGUAGGACACAGAAUUGAAAUUAACUAUACUACACAACACAUCAUAAUGACGUGUUUAACAUUUGACAUGAACCAAAGGUCCCAAUGUGUCUUAGUCUUGUCUGUCUGGCACAGCAGACAGGCCUGCAUCUUUGCACCCUGCAGUGGUCGCCUCCUGCUGCCAAAUGCAACUUGUCUGUGCACACAGCUCACCCUUAACUGGCUGUGGCUCUGAAUGCAUGGCCUUUCUGGCUCACCCUAAUUGGCCUGGUGGUCUUCUCUCCCUGCAAAGCUGUAAACAAUUGUUUAUGUCCUGCAGGCCAGGCCACGCCACAACAGGGCUCUGGAAGCUAGAUGGGUAACUAAUUUUCCUAAUCUAGGACAGGCAUUAUCCUUUAUCUUCUACACAAUAGGGAUUAUGAUUUUUUUUGUU